Paramormyrops kingsleyae is the source of this 2699-nucleotide messenger RNA. It is a transcript of the gene ednraa, whose product is annotated as endothelin receptor type Aa. The record is from RefSeq and is a predicted model, not a curated record. Lineage: Eukaryota; Metazoa; Chordata; Actinopteri; Osteoglossiformes; Mormyridae. Gene Ontology annotation, molecular function: endothelin receptor activity. Gene Ontology annotation, biological process: regulation of blood pressure; enteric nervous system development; endothelin receptor signaling pathway. Gene Ontology annotation, cellular component: plasma membrane.
GGACAGGGGGGGGGGGGGGAAACAACUCUCCACAGGAAAACCGUGAGACGGAAUGAUCAGAACCACACAACAGACGCACAAACCAAGGGGGAUAGUCAUAUACUUUGAUACUCCGUUAAUUACUCAUGCGAUGUGAUGCAGAUGUCUGGGGGCUUCGUCUGAAACUUUGUUAGACGCUUCCAAGGGAGACAAACACUUUAGGAGCGCUUCCCCGACCGGCGGAGGCCCCCAUCGUGUUGCCUUUUGUGGGGUUGCGGAAUGCGCUUGGAGAUGACCUCCUCCACCCUGUGCGUUUUGCUGGCGGUGGUGUGCCUGGCCGCCACCGGGACGUGUCAGAUUAACGGCACCGACGGGCCCCUGCCGGGCCCCGACGCCCAAAUGACCGGGCGCUUCAACAGCUCGGUGAAGAUGCGCCCGCUGGCCCCACCUCCGUGCGACAGCAACACGUCCAUCAAAAGCUAUGCAAAGUACAUCAACACCUUCUUCUCCUGUAUAGUCUUCGUCGUCGGCCUGGUGGGCAACGCCACCCUGCUGCGGAUUAUAUACCAGAACAAGUGCAUGAGAAACGGGCCCAACGCGCUGAUCGCCAGCCUGGCGCUGGGCGACAUCAUCUAUAUCGUAAUCGACAUACCAAUUAUCGUCUACAAGCUACUGGCCAUGAGGUUUCCGUUCAACGACAAGCCGUUCGGCCUCUUCCUGUGCAAGAUGGUGCCGUUCAUCCAGAAGGCAUCUGUGGGAAUCACCGUCCUCAACCUCUGCGCCCUGAGUGUGGACAGAUACAGAGCCGUGGCUUCCUGGAGUCGCGUGCAAGGAGUCGGCAUCCCCGUGGUGACGGCCAUCAAAAUCAUCUCCAUCUGGGUCCUCUCCAUCAUCCUAGCCGUGCCCGAGGCUCUCAGCUUCACCAUCGUCGGCUUCAGCCACAGAAACGUCAGCUACAGAACCUGUAUGAUGCAACCAAAGUCCCCGUUCAUGAAGUUUUAUACAGAUGCCAAGGAUUGGUGGUAUUUUGGUUUCUACUUCUGCAUGCCCCUCGCCUGCACGGCCGCCUUCUACACUCUCAUGACUUGCAAGAUGCUCCACCACAGGAAUGGAACCCUGCGGAUAGCUCUGAGCGAGCACCUCAAGCAGCGGAGGGAGGUGGCCAAGGCUGUCUUCUGCUUAGUUGUCAUCUUUGCCCUCUGCUGGUUCCCCCUUCAUCUCAGCAGGUUGCUGAAAAAAAUGGUCUACAUUCCAGGAGACAAACAUCGGUGUGACCUUCUUAACUUCCUGUUAAUCUUGGACUACUUCGGCAUCAACCUGGCCACCGUGAACUCCUGUAUAAAUCCCAUCAUCUUGUAUUUCGUCAGCAAGAAAUUCAAGAACUGCUUCAAGUCCUGCCUAUGCUGCUGGUGUCACUCCCCAACCCUGGCCAACAGCACAGGACCUCUGAAUGGGACAAGCAUCCAGUAUAAGAACCAGGAGCCCAACAACCACAAUACGGACCGGAGUCUGCGCAAGGACAGCGACAACUGAGCUACUGGCUGCCCCCCCCCCCACCAAAAUCCCUGCCUUGCCCCCCUGUGAAGCGUAUCUCACCAGGCUCUGUGUGCAAGUAGCCGGCACUGAACUUCACAUUAAAGGAUGCCGGCCCUUUAAAUGGCAGACUCUCUCAGGUCCUAACGUACCGACACCCGAAGGCGGGUUUGGUGUGCGCCGUACCCCUGGACGCUUCACCCCACAAUGCCCCCAAAGCUCACUGGAAGUGUUACUUUCAUUUUCGUCGGGUGGGUGAGUCUGGGACACGAUGCAACAGAGCGCCACCUGCAGGAUUGGCGUUGCAUAUGCAGGGAUGACCGGAGAACGGCCCAGGCGAGGCACGGCGAGGUCACAUCUGAGCCUUGUGCCCCCCCCAUCCCCCCACAGUGGGGGAGGAGACUCAUGGGGGUCCCACAGAGCAGCCUGAGGGUGGGGUUUGCACUCAUCUCAUAAGCUGCCAGCAGUAUGAAGAGAACAAUCUUAAGUACUUACCUGUAAGUACCGUUAAAUAAAUGUAUGCAUCACUUAUGGAGGCUUUCUUAUCCAUGGAUGGCCAAUAACAUGUAGAUCUCAUGUAUUUUACCAUAUUAUUCUUUGGAUUAUAGCCUUGUAUUUAAAGCUCUUUAUAUGAAUAUUGUAAUAUGUUGUUUCCGAACACCUUGUAUUAACAUUUAAAUAAGUAAAGUGUUUUUGUCUUUUUUUAUUUAAACGAGAAGGUGGCAGUUUUACCUUGAUAACCUUGUUGAGCCAAAUCUACGGAUAUAUACUUUAUAAUGUUUACAGAUGCGCGAUAACGGCAUAGUUACUCGGGCCGGUAAAUAAACAUAUUGGAUGCCAUAUUCUGUUUAACGAAAGACUAUAUGACAUGUAAUGUAUUAACCCCACAUACAGGAAAGAGCAAGUCAAAGAAGCAUAAGUUUAAUAAGAUGUAGGGAGGAAGAGAUCAAUAUUAUGAAUGUGAAGCUUAUUUACUUCCCACUGUGAAUGUGUACUAAAAAGUGAAUAUGUGUAUAUAUUUUAACUAUUAGUGUAGUACUUUGUUUCCUGGUUUUUUAAUGUGCUACGGAUUGUGAGUCCUUAACUAAUUGUGCUGCUGAGUAACUAAUAUUGCGGAAUGAUGUUGUUCUGAUAGCCACAGCCGUCACCUGCUGCAGAAAGGAAGUAAACAGCCCCAUAUCCGCACC